GUAGUAGAGAAAUUAAAAUUUGGUUCUUGGUGAUGAAUGUAUAUGUGGUUAUAGAGUCUGAAUACAAGAUCUUAUUCUUCUCCAAUAAUUUAUGUCACAUUGAAGACUAUUUUGUUCUCAUAUUGCCUAUAUCUCCAAACUACACCUGGCUCAUUUAUAGUUGAUAGCUCUUUCCAACCCAACCCCACAGCCCACACCCCUACUCUGCAGCCAUAAUAACUAUUGCUAUUCUUCUCCUUAUUACACACCUACAAACACUAUUUGUGCAAUGCUUUGCUCAUUGUGUCCUCUCCUCUCUAUUAAUGGAGUCUCUGUCAGAGAAUGAAUGGAUGGAAACACUAAGUCAACCUUUACCAUUUGCACUUGUCCGAAUGGAGUCAUCAUCAAAGAGGUCCAAGGCCCCUGCAAGUGUUGCGCAUUGCUUGGUGGACCGAUGCAGCGCUGAUUUAAGGUUGUGCAGAGAGUAUCACCGGCGGCAUAAGGUCUGUGAAGCUCACUCGAAGACCCCUAGGGUGACGAUUGGGGGUCGAGAGCAGCGCUUUUGCCAGCAGUGCAGCAGGUUCCACUCACUGGUGGAGUUUGACGAAGGAAAACGCAGCUGCAGGAAGCGGCUUGAUGGGCACAACAGGAGGCGGAGGAGGAAGGCCCAAACACGCAGCUCUUCUACUCGAAUGGAGGAAAGGCUGGUGUCAUUCAGCAGGGAGCCACAGAUAGUAGCUGGUGUGAUGGGAUACCCUUGGUCCGGGGUGGAUGUGAACGACGGGAAUGAAAUAGGAGAAGGCGCGUUGCAGCAGCAGCAGCUCAGCUACUUGGACACAGCAGCAGCAGCAGCUCAUCAACUGGAAAGCAGUAGCUCCUCAGCCUUUGUAUCACCAAAUAUGAUGAUGGAAUGUGAUGGUGCUCUCCCUCUUCUGUCAUUUCCCCCUCCCGCCAUCGCCAUCGACUAUCAUCAAACCACCUUGCAUUUUCCUCACCACAAUGUUGGAUCAUCCCAUCAAACUCUCUCUUUCAUGUGGGACUAGCUGCCCUGCCCUCCCCUACCUCCUUCAUCAUCAACAAUGCUUCUCUCUCAAUUAUAUAUCAUGUGUGUUCAUCAACUUUUAUGCUUCAACCUCUUUACAAUACAGAAUCAGAAUAACUCUACUUGAACUAGAUUAUGACUCUGCACUCAUUCUUGGCUGCAACUAAAUUACACAACACCUCUCCUUUUUGCCUA
Molecule: messenger RNA, 1216 nt
Organism: Salvia splendens (bonfire salvia)
Lineage: Eukaryota; Viridiplantae; Streptophyta; Magnoliopsida; Lamiales; Lamiaceae
Product: squamosa promoter-binding-like protein 18
Exons: 3
Coding region: 303-1022 (239 amino acids)
Cellular component (GO): nucleus
Molecular function (GO): DNA binding
Source: RefSeq, a predicted model, not a curated record